CACUAGUCGACGCCCGUCGACUUUCAUUCUUAUGUACAGUUGUGCCCGUUGCUCGAGAAAAGGUUUUCCAACCUACGACUGUUCUCAUUGAAAACCAGACCGAGCUGUUAAUCUCAAAUUAGAAAUUGUUGUUUGAGUGCGAGACACGUAAAAUUUACACCGCAUGCACGACUGUUGUUUGCGAGUAUAGUCGCCGGACAUCAUGGCGAUGCUCGAGUCCGAAACGGAGGAUUUGGAUCCCCCGCAUCCUACUCGUCAAGCGCUGCUACGUUCACUUCAGGAGCCGCUGCCCCCGCAACCGCUGUCCUACUGGGGCUCACUUAGGUACACGGCGCAAUGGUACACCGACAAGGUUGUGCAGAUGUUGAUCAAUGUGCAGAAAUCGGUCAUCGAACCAUACGAAAUUUAUGAUUCGAUCGUACGCCAAAUACUCACAAGUCGUUUGCUGCUUCCCGAAGAUCGCGCCUUCGUUGAAUCAGUUCUUAACUCCGAGACGAAUCUGGCGAGUUUAGACGAACGUCGCAAAUGGCCCGAAACGCAUCGCGCACGGUGCCUGGUCUCUACACUGGCGGUAUUCGGAGUGCUUCUGUGCCUUCGGCGAAACUCAAAACUUCGGCUGAUCUCUUUGGUGACGGCAUUGGGUGUGACCGCUUCGAAGUUCUUGUCGGUAUCGAUGCUCAAACUGAGCAUCUUACAGCUGACAGCCGUACAAUCCAUGCAGAGCUCGUUACUUAAAUGGGCGCUUGUGCAGAUCAAAGAUGAUGAGUCGUUCCACGCACAGGGCACUCAGACUGGCCCAUCGGCUGCAUGCUCUUCCAGCAAUGUACACAUACCUAGCUCAGCAGUUCUGAUUGGCAUCGAGACGAUGGCCCGAGAAGAUUCGGAAUUAUUUGCCCGCAAUGUGUUCGAAACAUUACAAACGGAAUGUCUUCUCUGGCAGGCGGUAUCAAGGGAAACCCGAGCAGCGCUUUUAAAAGAUGACCUAGAAUUGAUCAUGCCAGCCACUCUGGACGACUGCAAGACUGCCUGUCCGAAGCUAUUCCAGUCGGAGGGACUCGCAGAGAGUACGGAUAAUUUUAGCUAUGGCGCUGUACUAUCGUUGAAAACGCUUAAUGACUUGCAUCGAUCCGAGUGUCUACGAAACCUCUGUCUUGCGCUCGUACAGCGUUGCCAUCUCAGCCUCAGGUCGGUUUUCCUGUGCAAGAAGGCUUUGGACACUGUCGUAGCGCUUCAGGGCGAUAAGUACGACUUCCUGUGCAGGGAGCACACUGAGCUGAAGGCCAAACAGAGUUCGCUGUUCACUCGGCUAAACACACAGUAUCGAAACGGGAACAGCAAAUCGAAAUAUUCAGACUGCGACGUAUCCGUUCGAAUGCUGUGUACCAAUCUUGAACGGUGCCUCCAGCUGGCGACAGCGAUCCAUUACGAAAUACAGGAGGGACAGGAACCAGGCAGUGUGCCAUCUCUGGGCGCGAUCAAUGAACUCAUUGAAAUCCUUAACGGCAACCUCACCCAGAGUGUCAGUUUUUCUGCUGACCUCCAGCUGAGGGUCAACAAUAAGAGGCAGCAGAGAUCAGGAUCACGGCUAAUCGAUUCGCGCAAAGCAAGCAUUGAGAUGAUAGGCAGUCAGCCUAGUCCAACUGAUCUUGAAAGUUUACCAUCGGGGCCUGAACACGAUGAGGUGUAUUUUGGAAAGACCGACAGCCAAAGGCGUUCUGAUGCUGUUGAUGGAGGAGACAGAAACCGCGACUUCGAAGAUAGGGAUCCGUCGGGUGCAUCACUUGCGCCGCCAGUGCUUAGUCAACUGAAGGACGUCCUUAAGGCAAAGGAAGUAGAACGAAUCGAACGAGAAGCAGCAGCCAUGAAACGGCUAGGUCUUGAAGAGCUCCCUUCUUCCGAAAGUGAAAAUGAUUUAGAUGAUAAUAACGAUGAUCUAGAGCUAAGAGAAAGUCGCCAGUCCAAAAUGCGGCCCAUGUCAUCUGGCGGGCCGUUGCCCAAUGCGGGGCAUACAGGGUUCACGCCCUCGCUCGCCUCCCAAGUUGCUGCGGCGGCCGGAGCUGUAAAAUCGUUCGGGGGAAACGCUGCUGCGGGGGCAGCUGAUGACUACAUAUAUGAGACCGACAGCGAUAACGGCGACAAUGCAGCCUAAAACAAGAAGGCCAACUGAAGUGAACAAAAUUGUUUAAUUAGUAAAUUGGUCGUGUAAUUAACGUAAGAAGAAUGGACUGUUCGGUUAUGAUUACUGUGUUAAUUAAAAGAUUAUUUGAUCGCUUGACUUAUCUUUAUAAAAUGCUUUCCAUUGGUCUUUUCUCCCUAUAUUAGUGUUACUGAAAAUUCUAUUCGUUUUCCUAUUAUUAUUACUAGCGGAUAAAUAAAAUGAGUUUAUUUAUUGUGUUACGGUUAACACAACGAUAAUAUUGAGUUAUGUAAUAAUUUGUAGUACUAAGCUUCUCAUAAAGGUUGUUAAGCAAUUUUUAAGGUAUUUCGCGAUUUGCGUUUUUUCCUUUUGAUUUAUAUGUUAUAUUCGUAGUAUACUUAAUACUCAGUGAUUUCAGUUGAUGAGCCCUCGUUGUUAAUGUUAGUGAAGCGUUUGAUUGUUAAACGAAGUCGUGGUUAACAGGAAAGGCUAGAGUGAUUUUAGUUGACGAGGUGGGAUAAUGCCACUAUUCUUAUGUAAGUGAAUCUGUACCGAUAGGGAUCCGAAUAAAAGGAAACGAGUAAAAGGACGCGAUGAAACAAUUGAUGGUGAAUGAUGUGUCUGAUAUUAUUACGCACUAUUAUUAUCAAGUCGCGAAUAUACAUCUGCACUAGAAGAGAAAAAUCAAAUAUCUAGGCAGAACUGAAUAAUUUUGUGUUUUUAAUGAGUUCUAAUUAAUCGAUAGCAAAUAUAUAGUAUUUUGGGCUCAAAAAGAGAGUAUCUCGCAGGGCUAAAAAUUGCAUGCGCGCUACGUGAUAUACCAGUUUUAAUGGUAGUAACUAUAAGUGCUAGCUAUUUCAAUUGCAAAUAUCUUUUUGGAACAGUUCAGACUCUGUUUGCAACUGCUUAUUAUAACUAUACAUUUAAGUAUCAAACGAGCUAGUGUGUUGGAACCAUUAAUUCUUUGAACGUAAAUUUAUGAACAUAGUUUCAUUGUCUAGUAAAAAGGGUCCUUUCAAAGCCAAAUGACUUGUCCUGCUGCUAAACUCUUCAUAAAUCUAUUUAUUACGGCGCAACUGUGUGCAUUUUCAAUAGACACGAAGCUUGGAAGUGUUCAUAUAAAUGUAAAAUGGUUAAAGCAAGCAUGCUGAAAGUCGCCGCAUUUCUGCGCAUUAAACCGAAUGCCCUUAGAAUUUUGAUACGAUUUCAACAACCACUAAAGUGUAUCGCUCGAAAGACGUAAAUACCGAUGUAACUGCGCAAUCUGUUUCAGCAAGAUGGUCGACUGCAACGGUCCAGCGUGAUAAUCUACCCAUUUUAAGAAACAUCUUCUCUAAAUAAAGAUUUAUACUGGCGCGUUAUAGUGCAAUUGACAUUCACGAACCGUGUUAGUUUUCAUGUAAGUUGCCGUCAAACGAGCCGGUAGCGUACUGUGCGCUGCUAAACCAUUGAGUGUAUGCUCUCGUUUCAGUACCCAUCACAAUUAGAAGGGUAGAGAGUAUGUAAGUAAGAGCGUCUCAUCAACUGAGCUUCACAGCGACUGCUAAUUUUUUCUAUAAGUAAUUACCGUGAUUAUCCAUUAAAGCAGACAGCAUUAC
Messenger RNA from Varroa destructor (honeybee mite), 3735 nucleotides. RefSeq lists its product as uncharacterized. Lineage: Eukaryota; Metazoa; Arthropoda; Arachnida; Mesostigmata; Varroidae. The record is from RefSeq and is a predicted model, not a curated record.